Porites lobata is the source of this 24225-nucleotide messenger RNA. Lineage: Eukaryota; Metazoa; Cnidaria; Anthozoa; Scleractinia; Poritidae. The record is from the annotation of a GenBank genome assembly.
AUGUCUACUCCAACCAAAGCAAGGAGUAAGCGGGCACUUCCGAGGGUUCCUCUGGAAAGGGCCGCCAGCGUCGAUCGCAUAGUAACAGGGACGCUGAAAUCUGCUCGAAGGAAAGUUGAUGUUCAACUUGAACCUACAGGCGCUGAUGUGACAAAAUACAGAAGCCGUUCAACAUCACAACCGCAGCAAACGAGUGCACUGAACAUGAAUUCGAAGCUUCGAUCAGAGCCGUUUUCUAGAAGGAAAGAUCUGUCUUCAAGCGAGAGUGGUUCGGGCAAUAGUUCACCUUAUAACUCUCCUCGAGAAACAAGGAAAGCCACUGUGGCACCUAUGGUAGCACAAAUCAUCGAUAAAUUUAAUAAUGGCUCCCAAGAAACAAAGUCUGAGGAAAGAUUCGAGGUUAAAGAAGAGUCCUUUGGCACAGAGAAGAAGAUCGCGCGCGUUCUUCCAAUGACACCGCAUUUUCUCGAUGAACAUACCACAAAUGAACAGCCGCCAUGCACUAAACAGAGUGAUAUCGAUUCGAUAGCUGAUUUAAAAAUCACUAAUCUACAGUCAAUGGAAAAAGUCAAUAGUCACGGCGAUGAAAAAUUAAAAGGCUCCUUUAUUCCUCCCGGGAAAGAAAACGUUCUCGGUGUGAUUCAACCUAAAAUGGCCGGAACACCAUCGAGUGUUACACAAACACCAUAUCAACCACUUGCCGACGAAGCCGAAGGAUCCAGCGUCCGAGUCGGUGUAAGAGUUCGACCGUUUUUACCAAGGUGAGUAUAAUAUUUGUACUUGUAUUUAGAGUAUGUGUGCGAGCGAGCGAUCGAUCGAUUGAGUAAUGUUGACUUCAAAUAUAAAGAGAGAAAGAUCUCUGAUCUAAUCGGCUAAUGAGUUUAUUUGUUGUUUAUGUGAUAUUUUAUUAUUCAGAAAGUGAUAACUUUUGCACGUUGUUGGCAAUAUCGCCUAUACUAUACAGAUAUAUAUAUAUAUCGACCAAUAUCGUAAUUUUCCCAAGGUGACGUUGCAUGUCUUGUCUUCCAGCCGAUUUUGAAGUAAGAUGUAGCUGUACAGUACAUUUCAAACACUGCAACACGUUUUAUCGGUGAUCUGUGUGACAGAAACCACAGGAACCGGAUUACAUGUUUGCCUAUCAAAGAUUUGAGUCAACACUUUAACCUCCAAUUUCGAAUCCUAUAAAAGGCUUUAAGAACAACAAAGAUUAUCUUUGACCCGUUCGCAAGUAAUAAUUUUUUUAAUAAACUUUGUUUACAUAAUCAAAAUUCCUGCGAAAUGGCGAUGGAAUUAAAACCUCAUUAAUUCAUUGCUAUUCAAUAAAAACGAUCAAUGCCUUUGUUUCUUUUAAUUACAAAAGGAUUUAACAGCGGCUUAUGGUAACCGGAGGCCCAGUAUUGGAUGCUAUUUGUUGUUUUCUCUUUGUCACUCACAGGAGCUUAAAUGCCUUCCUUCUGAAGUUUUUCAUUUAAUCAUUCCACUUCCCUGUCUACAGACUGAUUGGUUCUUUGGAUAAGCUGCAUUAUUUGCGCUAAAAAGUUUCCUUGACAUGUCUUCAUAGGUACUGAAGGUGAAAAAAUGGAAGAACAAAUUAUUGGAAAAUUCUUGCAGAUUUGAUGUGAGAUUUGGAUCUCAUUUUAGCUUUGCAUUUUCAGAUGACACCCCUUUCUAGGGAUCAGUGAACUUCUAAUACUGCAUUUUAUACCUCUUAAAUUGACAUGUAGAUUAAAUAGAAGUUCUAAAUUCGUGACCAUGUUUUGUACAUGUUUUGUACAGUAGGUAUUUUGGAGGGGAGCCCUUUCCUGGACUCUAUUCUCAUACAGUCGAACCUCCACUAACGGCCACCUCUCCACAACAGCCACCUCUCAACAACGGCCAGUUUUUUUGUCCUGUUGGAUAGUCCAUACAUUAGGGAGUUUAAGAUACCACGACGGCGACAGCGGCAAAAAUGUCGCUUAAAAAGUGACUUCUCGAUCUAUGAAACUUUAGCGCAAUUAUCCCAACUCGGUCACUAUGUUUUAUGUAGGCGAACUCUCCUGGAGUUGAAUUCUGAAGAAAAAUAUCCAGGUUUACAAAGAGUAAAAGAGAUUCGUUGUCGUAUGUUCACGUUGUUGAUAAAACGUGAAAUUAGGCAAUUCACGUCGUAGUCGUGUAGUGACGGCAAAGAAAUGUACAAAAAAGCGUGAUGCACUUGCAAAGUUGUUGUUUGGCUAAUCUUAACCAACUGCUUUUUGACGUUCUCGUUGCCGUCGCCGUAGUGGCAUCUUAAACUCCCUAUUGACUCUAGUUAAAACCUCUUUACAAAGGCCACCUCUCUACAACAGCAUUGGCCACUAAAGCGUGUCCUUAAUUGCCAAAAUCUCUUGACAGAGGCCAGUUUUGACAGCAGCUGAUGAAAAAGUCAAGAAUAGUAAUGAAAUUUGAUCCAUAUGCACCUUGAUGAUUAAUCGUGGCAAUAGUAUUUUGAUUGUGUUCCAUUCAUACUGCUGUAGUGAGCUUAAAAAUUGUCUACGAUACCGCUUAUAGUGAAAGCUACCGUAACAUUUUAAGUCAAAACAUUUAUUCAAGUUUUUUUUUUGUAUUUUAACUCUAGAUAUUAUUUACGAUUUGAUUACCACUAAAGGGUACAGUAAGCAUGAACUUGCAUAAUAAAUAUGUUGUAGGUCCCUAAAAAAAUUUGUCGCAUUACACCCCUACCUGCCCAUGACUGCCACCUCUCUACAACGGUCGCUUUCGUCUGUCCCCAAGGUGGCCUGUAUGGAGAAGUUCUACUGUAUGUUUACUGUAUCUCUGCUGUAGACACGUACAACAGGUCUGUAAAUUAUUUUGUUCCUCCACAGGGAAGAAAAUGACCCCAAUGUCAAGAAUUGUAUUUCUAUGAAAGAGAACAAAACUGUAAUCACAUCUGAUGCUGGAAUGGAAUAUGAGUUUGUUUAUGAUUAUUCUAUUUGGUCAUGUGAUCCCAAGCACCCUGAGUUUGUAGGACAAGAGAAGCUGUAUAAAUUGAUGGGUCAGCCACUUUUGAACAGUGCUUUUGAAGGAUACAACACUUGUCUCUUUGCGUAUGGUCAGGUAAGGCUGAGCAAAAAUCAUUCAUACAUUUUCAAGAGGGAGGUGUGUUCUUUAGGCCCAUUUAUAUGGAGAAGAGUUGUCCUGGGAAAACGGGUCACCCGCCUACCCGAGCUACCCUGGGCACUCCAACUAUUUCUUUACAAACUGUGGUGAACCAUUUACAUGAGAAACAAAUAGAUGGCUUGGGUAGAAGGGUGACCUGCCUGGGCAGGUCACCCUUUUAUUGGUGGGGUCACCCCCCUAGCCAGGCCAAAGUUUCUUGAUAUAAACACCCUGGAUUGCUCAGCUGGGUCAAACUGGUCUAGGCAAGACAAUCAGAGCAUGCAUUAGUGCUGUUGGCUUGGGCAAAGGGUUGACUGUUUUUUUCAUAUGAAUGUUUGCAAAAAUUGACCUGACUGGGAGGGUGUUCCUUCAACCUGGGACAUGUUUUCUCCAUAUAAAUGUGGCCUUAGUUUAAAGCAUUACAGAGAAACUAUAGUGAUUUUAGUAAGUACCUUAAUACUUUUGCAGGCUCAUUUUUUUAUAAUCCACUGAUGCACCUUUAGACUGUGGUUUUAGUGAGAGCCAUUUUGUUCCUUAUUUUCUCAGAUCUUUAGCCUACAUUGCAGGUGUUUUUCUAUGGGUGCACAAAAUUAAUGUUUCUGAAAACGUAACCACUCUGGUGAAACUGCCAUUUUGAAUUCCAAAAAGGAGAGGAGUUUUCUACUCUUUCAAAUCUUUGUUUGAUAUUCAAUAAUUAUAAAAGAUGCAGGAAGCUGCGGUAAUACAAACACAAAUAGGGUUCACUUUAAGUUCCGGCAAAUGACUGAAAAACCAGCCGAGCCGCCUACUUUUUGGGGAAAAAGGGAUAAGCUGGUGAGAGGGUAAAAGCCUGAAAUUGCCUCAGCACUCAGUUACCAAGCCACCUACUUUUACACCUUAGCUGUGUGCUUUAAAAUUUAAUGAGAACCCUGCAUAAACAAGCAACGUUUGUCCACCUAAAAAUACUCCUGCAAUACAGGCUAAAAUAGAUUUUCAGGGAAUCAAUAACCAAUGAAAGCAUGAUCGCUCAAUUGUGCUUCUCCUCCAAAGAAGUUCUUAAAAAUUAAUAAUGUAUUAGAUUUUAUCUUUGCGAUUAUUGUUGCAUCCUUAGUUUAUUUGUCUAUAAUUUUAAUUUUAAUUAUGUUUUUUAUGUGUUUUUCAGACUGGAUCAGGAAAGUCAUACAGGUUAGAGUCCUAUUACCUUGUUUUUCCUGCAGGUGAAAAAGACCUUGAUUAUGCAUCCUUGAAUUCUCCUUCAAAAUCACUUGACACAAAGUUUCAUAUCACAAUAUCAAACAUGGAAAAGUGCACUGCUUCAUCUUAACUUUCUGCUUGGUGUUUGAUAUGAUAUUAAACACACUGCACUGCUGUCUUGCAUGUGUUUGUCUCUUUUAGUAUACUGUCAAACCUUUAUAUAGCGGCCCUGUAUGUAUAGUGGUCACCCUGUAUAUUACGGUCACCAGACAACUUCCAAAGAUUUUCAGUUCACCCUGUAUAUUACAAUCACCUUGCCAUUUGCCAAGGGUGAUCACUGAACACAUGUUUAACUGUAUCUGGAAAACACAGCCCCUUUUUUUUUCUCAGCAGCCCAGCAUCAUGCUUUUUAAAAAGAUAAUUAGCUAACAUUAUUAGUGCGGUAACAACUUAUUUGCUUGAUUGCUGCCAAACUAGAAGCCCACCUAGUGCAUGUCAUUUAUAUGGUAUGAAUUAAUGUACAGGCAAAGAUGUAGGAAUUUUCUCAAGUGAUAAUAAUAAUUAUAAGUAACAACAACUGAGUAUUAAAUUAAUUUCAGUAUCAUGGGUCAAGGAGAUGAACUCGGCAUUUUGCCAAGAUUCUGUGAAGAGCUUUUUGAGAGGAUCAAAUGUUGGAAUGAGGUAUUGAUUUAGUUCUUUUUAAAGGGGCUUUGAGCAGUUUUGACAGCACUGGGGUAAAUGUAUCAGUACAAGUAAUAUUGGAUUAUUUUAUAUGUUUCACCAGUAAGCUAGUAUUUUCCUCAAAAAAGUGUCUGGGUUGCUAAUUUAAAAUUUUGGCUAACAGGAGAGGUGCUUAUUGGAAGAAGGGCGCUUAAUCGAGGGGGCACUUAUUAUUACAUUUUUCUCCUGUUGAUAAUCAAGCAUACCAUAGUCCCAAUUAUCAUAUAUACACUUAACAUAAAGAUGUGUCAGUGAAAUGGUGAAGUUGAAGCUUAAGAAUAAUUAUUAUUUUAUUUUAGCUUAAAAUAAUAAUUAACCCUCCCCUCCCCUCCCCCUUUAAUAAUAAUAAAUGGGGAGGGGAGGCUUAUUUGAGAAGGAUGCUUGUUUGGUAUUUGGGCCUAGGGGUAGGGCUAUUGUAUGGAGGAGGGUGCUUAUUAGAGCAUGCACACCUAUUUGGAGGUAAUAUGGUUUUAACUGUAGAUUUAUUAUCUAUAUUGAGGUUGACUGCUGCCAGUUCUGGAAACCUCAGCAGAGCAAAGAGACUUACUAUUUCUGUCAGAAACAGAUUACAUGAAUUAUUAAACAGGAGUAUCCACUUUGCAGCCCAGAAUAACAAAUGUAUCCAUAUUUAUGUUUUAAUAUUCAAUAUAGCUCCAGUUCACGGUGGAAAUAAGCUACUUUGAAAUCUACAAUGAGAAAAUCCAUGAUUUAUUAGCUCCUAGUAAGAAGAAAGAUGGCAAAAAAACUCAGGUAAUUGUACAAAUUACAAUGUAAGAUGUGUUUACAGCCUGAUGCUCUCGCCAUGUAGUUACAUUGCAUACAUUUACAAGAAAGAUCAAAGGGCUCCUGUACAUGUGGCCCCAGAUCACGAUAAAAAUAACUCAAAAACUUAUUGAAAAAAAAAGGGAGGGAGGCUUUCCCUUGAUUUUACCUCUGGUAACCUGAAUGGGUGUAUACCCACCAAAUACAGUAAAACCCCACGUCUAAGAACCUAGAUUUUUCCAAGUCAGCCUGAACAGGUUCUUAUAUAAAUGGUGCUUAACUUGAAAUCAGGCUAUCUAGGUUCUUAAAUGGGUUCAUAAUUUUUGGUGAGAAAAAAAGUACUUGUAUUAAUUGGUGGGCGUGGCCUUUUAUUUUAAAUUAUUCACACACACACACACAUUUUGAUGCUAGUUAUAUGGAAAAGUAGAUUGCUUGAACAUUAAAGGCAUAUAAAUCAUACAAAAUAGUACUAAGUUAUGCACAUGUUAUUGUUUUCUAUUGCACUUUGGAAAAUAAGAACCUACUUUGCAAUUUCAGCCUGAAAUGGUUCUGAUGUGAAGGGUGCUUUAAAUAAAAAUUUCAGCCUGACAGGUUGUUAACUUUUAGGUUCUUAUACAUGGAGUUUUGCUGUAUCACACCCCAGAUGUGAAUCUUAUGCCUGUGAUUUUAAAAUGUUCAUUUAGUGCCAGAUUCACUUUCUCAAACAUUAAACAUCUGGCUCACAAAUCUGGCCCAUCAGUUUCAACAUCGUUUUUGUUUUUGGAUGUUUGUGGGAAAAGUCUUCAGGUAUCUCCAGAAUUGGGAACAGUAGCAACAUGGCCUUAAUGUUCUUAACAUUUCAUUUAUUCCAGUUGAGGGUCAGAGAACAUCCAAUUCUUGGGCCAUUUGUUCAGGAUUUAAGCACGUGAGUUGAACACCAUCUUCUUUAGUUGAUAACUAAGUACAGAUAUGAGGCCAUGCCAGGGUAAAUUCCGACAAGCGACAUGGCCCAAAAAGUAGCGACAGUGGGUGAAAUAAAAUUGCGACAAGAGACAACCUCCCUGGGCCAAAUUACGACAGUGACGGCAAAGCCCACAAUAAGCAAUAAAGCUUUUAUAAACACUGACACGAGACAUUUUAAAAUUCAGACAGGCAACAUGGGACCCCCCCUGGCAUGGCCUCAGAUAUGGUUAACUGCAUCUACUGCUUGUCACUAUGUAAUCUCAAUUUGUAGUCAGUGACAAUGAUGUCAUUGUGAGUGGCUCAAACAAUAAAAUCUGUUCUCAAAAUUUAUUUUGCUACUCUUCAGAUACACUGCAAGUUCAUAUGCCGAUGUUGAGGUGAGAUUGAAACAUUCCUGCCUAAAAUGAAGUAGUUAUUACUGUUAGAUGUACAACUCUUGUUGAUGUACUACAGUGUACAUUUGAGAGACACAGGAGCAGCAUGUAAUGGUCAAGGCCUCCUAAGAGAAAAUGAAGAUGAUGAUAAUGUACACCCUACUUUUGUCGAGAAGAUGUUGGGGAGAAGUUUAUAAUUUGAUCUUAUUUUUUGAUUUUAAUGUGAUAUUUUUAUUUUAGUUAAUAACCUGUGUCAAUAAAAUUACAUAAACCUCCACCAAAGAUUUAUUGGAGAGUUUCUACAGGGUUAAUGCAGACCUACCUGUGAUUGGAGUGUCAAGAGAGGCACCUCAUAUUUGCAUACUAACAGUUGUUUUUUAAACAUUGAUUUUACAUCAAUGUGUUUCUGUAGUCAUGGUUAGCUGUGGGUAACAGCAUCAGAGCCACAGCUGCGACAGGGAUGAAUGACAAGAGUAGCCGAUCUCACUCAGUUUUUACUAUGGUCAUGACACAGACAAAGGUAUUAGCUAACACCGUUCAACUUCUCUCCCAAUUAAGUUACCUGAUGAAACAUUGGUUAAAGUGGGAGGAGCACCCAUUAAUAGCAAAUUCUUGUAUUAAUCACCCUUUCUUUCACCAGUGUUGAAUGUGAAAAAACUACUAAAUUAUCUACCAUGAAUAACAUUUUUAAUUUUUCUCAGUGAUAUUAUGGUUCACUGUGGGUACAACAUGCAAGCAUGUGGCAAAAUGGCCUCCCAAAAAGAGACAAUAAUUAUUUCCUUAACUCUUGAAAUUACUAACGAGUACUUGGAAUUGACUUUUUGACUGUUGAAAAAUCUGUCAGCAAAUGCUUUCUAUAUUAUUUAAAAGUCCUAGUUUAGUUCUGGUGUUCCUGUGCCAUGCAAUGUUACUUUAUAGGUUAACUGUGCCCUCUCCACACCAUAAGCAAUUUGCUUUUUUUAAAACUUUGUCGUGUUUAUAACAACUCGCGUGAAAUGUCAAAUAUAGGUAAAUUUCCCUGGAGUUGAAUGCUUGGGGACCAAACUCAAGUCCAGAAACCUUCGUCCAUAAAACAUCACACAUAGUGGUCGUACACUGAAGGCAAAGAAAUGUACCAAAAUGUGUGCUCUAUGUGUAAAAUUGUUAUUUUGCUUAUUACUGUUGUCGUCGUUGUUGCUAAACACCCUUGUGUUGCAUGACAGCAUGACAGGGAGAGGGCCUGAACUGUAUAACUGAAAACUCCUGGUAAGCAUUGAGAUUGCUGUUUUAUGAUAAAUAUGUAACCGUAACACGGUUUAAUUUUGUGCUGUUCUAGACUGAGAUUUUUGAAGACUCUGAGACCCAGAUGACCACUACCAGUAAAAUAAAUCUGAUUGAUUUAGCUGGGAGUGAGAGAGCAAGCCAAGUACUGAAUAAUCAGGUGAUCAAAACACAGGAGAUCGCGGCUCUGAGACUCAAGGUAACAGAAAAAUAAAGCUAGCUUGAUCAGUCAUUUAGCUAACGUCUAACAAAGCACACUUGGCAAACAUAUUUUGUAAGAGUUUACUACAAUCUUUAUAAGGAAUCACGGGCCAUUUUUCGUUGGUUGAUUUUUUGGAGGGUUUGCUGCCCGUCCACUAGCGUCCAAGUUUCUUUUUUAAGCAGGCAGAAAACAGAGGCGUCUGUGAAAGGUUUUCUUAAUUUCUUGAACAAUCAGCGGUGAAAAGUUUAAGCACUGAAUGCUGAAACUAACAGUGAAAUAGUAGGCGCAGUUAUUCUCUACCCUUUCUUCGCCCUUUUAACGCGAUAAAAUACGGUUUCUUUAACAAACUUUCCUGCGUUAAAUUAAGCUGAGGUGAUGUUCUGUAUAGUUUUGCUUGAUUUGGCAACAAAAUUCCAGAGAGUAACGCAAGACUGAUAGGAGAGAAUGUAUGAGGGCUGCUAAAUUCGAUCUAAUGGUAUAUCGUGUACCUGGACAGUAAAGAAUGGAUGUAACUGCAUUUACCACUCAACGAGAACCCAAGCAUUAUUUUUAUCUCAAGCUUGUUUAUAACCUGAGUAUCAGUUUACUGCGGAAAGUGGCUUUACUUUUUAGAUCCCUGAAAAACAUUGUUAUGGCAACAGUGUUGCGGAUAAUUAAUUUUUUAAAAUUUUUAUAUCAUGAAAUCAGACACUAUGUUAUAAAACCACGAGAAAAGCAUUUUUGCUUUCCUAAAGGUUGAUUUCCACUGACGCGUUUUUGGCUACGCACGUUAAUGCACGUAAAUUUUAAUCACGUGUUGAGAUUAAACGUUAAGUUGAGCGAGGUUCUACUUUUUGCGCUUACGUGCGACCUUUCAUAAAUUGCCUCUAUUUUAUUUGCGAACGUAAAUUUUACACACGUACGCACGUAAAACUUACGCGACAGUGGAAAUCAACCCUAACAAGUCAAACGUUUCAAUGGAACUCCUCAGCAAUGUUUCUGAUCUGGCCUUAGCCUUAUCUUGAUCUUUUGUGACUUGUGCAUGUAACUACACUUUUGCUUGAUUUGUAUUUCAGGAAGGGGGAAGUAUAAACAAGUCCUUGCACACUCUCGGUAAAGUGAUCUCGCUGCUGUCUGACAGAGAAACCCAUACAAAAAAGAAAUUAUACAUUCCUUACAGAGAUUCCACCCUAACUUGGUGAGUAAACUAAAGCGCUCAAGCGUAAUGUUUUCAUCUGAAAAUAAUCCGCUUGUUAAGAACUGACCUAAAUUCAUGUCAUCCUAAUUUGCCGCUAAUUCCCUGGUAGCAGGGAGUGCCCCUAAAGGUGCCGUAAUCUUGGAGACGAACCCGUGCAAGUUUUCGCGCAACAUUGUUAUUCUACGUGUUUAAUGGCCCAUAGCGAUGUCUCUUGUUUCACCACCCGUUCGCUCCGCGCUCAACUCGGUGAGCAACAUCUUGUUGCGGCAACGUUUCGCAGAGAGGAGGAGAGCCAUGUACUUUGCGCAACAAACACUACAACCUGAAACAAAGGCGAGGCAUUCUCGCGCCGUUGGUCUGUGCGAAAAGUUGUACGAGUCCAUUGCCCGUAUUACUGCGUUAAAAUAGAAACAUGUGCUUGUGGUUACAACAUAUUAGGAACGAAUAAUUCCCCGAAAUGAAUAUUUAGCCGGCUUAAAAAUGAAUGUUAGUUAAAUAAUACAGGGAAUGCGAUUGUAGGUGUAUUUCUUUGUAACUGACGUGUUUUGUUUUUUAGAUAUGGUGAUAAUGCUUAGCCUGUUAAUGUUGUUAUUCACAUAUAAUUUUAUUUUUCUUUCAGGUUGUUAAAAGAUAGUUUGGGAGGCAACGCCAAAACAACAAUGAUUGCUAACAUUAGUCCUGCAAGUAUAUCAUUUGGAGAAUCUCUAAGCACACUACGAUAUCCUUUUACAAACCAGUUUAUCACUUGUCGAGUAAACGAUGUAGAUACGCUUGUAGGAAAAAGACAUAAUGUAAAGACGUCCUUCCAAUAUCGCAUUGUGCACAAGCCUUUUUCCAGAUCAGUACUUAAGCGUACUCAGGUUAUUUGCCGUUUUCCAUUAUUCACAUGAUGAAGUCUUUGAUUUUUCUUGACCAUUAACAAAUAUGCUCAAAGAGCCCGUACGAUUGUCAACCGAGCAAUUAUCAAUGAAGAUCCAAAUGCAAAGAUCAUCAGAGGUUUGUUGCAUUUAUUUUAAUCUCUCUAAUCUCAUUCUCUCCAUCCGAAUAAUUAGCUGGGCUGACAGCAAGGGCUGAGGAUUUCCCCUGGCUUUUAUAUGUAUAACUCCCGGUUACUUCCAGAAAACAAAAGGAAAAUUCAUAGAACCAAAAGAACUUCUAGCUGUUCAAAUCCCUGCGUACUAUUAACUGCAUAAACCUGGCAACUCCGGCGAAAUCUUACUGACUCUUACUUUCACUUGAUAACAAACCGCUCUUGAUUGUAAACUAAAAUGUAACCAAUGCCCAAGGUAUAUCGUUCAGAUUUCAGACUUGCGCUUUUUUUUGGUGACCGUAAACUCACUGUAAACUAGCUUAAGAUCAAAACCACGUGAUCUUUCAGACAAAACAGUGGUUCUAACAAUCCUUAUGAUCUAAAUUUGUAAACAUGGAUUGUCUAAGACGCCGUCAAAUUAAACAACGCUCUCCACCUUCCUAUGUUUCAAAAGGGGGUUAUAAGAAAACCUAGACAUCUCUUUUUUUCUUUUUUCUAGAGUUAAAAGCCGAGAUAGAGAGACUGAAACUCAGUGAGGGAAACCAAGAGAUAAGUGCUAGAGCCUUGGCAGAAGUUGCUCUCUUGAGAGAUAAACUUAAAGAAACCCAGCGCAUGCUGGCCGAAUCAACUCGGUAAGUGUUGUAUGAAACCCAACUACACAAUCACUGGCAAGUCCCAGUGCUGUAAAAAAGAUAACGUGAAGUCCGUGAAAAUAAGUAUAAAAGCAUCCUCCUUGUAAUAAAGCUUAAUAAGAUUGAAUAUUAAACCAGGAGCUAACUAAAGCAACAGUGUAUGACUUCCCUUUUUUGUUAGAAACUGGCAAGAAAAACUUGCAUUGACAGAGAAGAGGAAAUUGGAAGAGGCAGAAAAACUCAAGGUAAUGGAAAAUACAAAAAACGUGUGCUAGACACGCACAGUUUUUGUUUGAUGUUGGAUCGUGCAAAAUAUCACCAGAAGCGUUUUCUUUGUCGUUUUCUCAUGCCAUGUUAUCCUUCCUCUUGCAGAAAGCAGGCAUUUCUUUCAAGGUGGACAACAGGCUACCGAAUCUGGUAAAUUUAAACGAAGACCCCCAGUUGUCGGAAAUGUUGUUGUAUAUGCUUAAAGAAGGUAAUGUGUUUUACAGUGUCUUUGGUACAACAUUUCUGCCCCCUGCUACUGUACUAUUCCCGGCACAGGGUUAAACAUUGCACCUCAUCUGACUUAAUUGAAAAGCCGCAUUUUUUAAGAAUGCUUUCAUUAAAAUUCAUGAAAGACAUCAUUGUUUUGUUUUUCUUUUCAGGGGAGACAACGGUGGGACAGAAUGAUCAUGAUAUUAAACUGAAUGGAGCGCUUGUUGCAGAGACACACUGGUGAGCAUUCAAGAUGUAAUUCAUGAAAAUAGCUUUUGGUCUUUGUGUUCUGUGAGCGGAGGAAGACCUCAGACAAGAAGGAAAGGAGAGAAAUAGUCGCUGUCAAACCAAACAUAACUCCUUUGCGCCUUGUGUAUUGUGCGACGUUUAUGAUGUUUCUUAACACGUUCAGUUGGUAACAAACAGCUGUUUUCUCUUUAUUUCAGUGUCUUGCGAAAUGACGGAGAGAGGGUUACAGUUUCGCCAAUAGGUAGGUGGUUGUUUGUUGUGUGCACCCUGAAAAGCAGGCACUCAAUAAUUUGGGAGGCAAUGGAAUGGAAAGUUUAACCGCGAACUCAACCCUUCUUCACAGCUCCGCCUUUUUUCGAAACCAAUAUGGAUUAAAACACAGUUAGAGUUCCUUUAGUUAUCGACGAUAUAAAUGUUUCUCUAUAAUAAAAAAAAUGUAAAUCAAACAAAAUCGUCAUUUAAGACAAAUUCUAUAGAUAUUUAAACAACUUUUAAGCAUGGUGUUGACUCUAUGUCUUCUUGCAGGCGAUGCGCCGACAUAUGUUAACGGUCAGCUGAUUGCAGAGGAGACAGUACUUCAUCAUGUAAGUGAAUAAAUGAAAUCUCCUUACAAAUACAAGAAUGGUCAAUUGGCAUCGAGAACAGCAGAACAGAGAACAUUAUCCUGAGUAGCCUGCUUGCCGGCUAGAUCGUUAGCGAGAGAAAAGGUUUGGCAGAGGUGCUACGAAGUCUUGCGGAGAACGGGGAUGAAAUGCUUUUCUCGCGCGCUCUUCGGCGCGUUCUAGCGGCUUCGCGCAAAAAUGUUCCACCAGCUGCACGGGCUAUAUCCUGUUUGCCUCUUGCUUCUGUAUGGGGUACCGGUGGGUACCGGCAAUUUAUCUGGCAGAUAAGACAAGAAAAAAAUGCUUUACUACAUGGUAAUAUGGUAUAAAAGGUUUAUGUUUAAUGUUUUGCUUUUGUUUUCCUCGCAGGCUGACCGUGUUGUUAUUGGAGGUGAUCACUUUUUCAGGUGCCGUAAACGUUUAAAACUUGUUUUAAUAUUCCUGUCCCUUUCUUUCUCUAUUUUUACUUCACUUUAGAUUGUCCUAAUUGAAUUGCAUUAUUCGAGGGGGAUGUCACGGGUGGUGAUUUUAAAUCGCAAUGAAAAAGAUUUGGGCUAAUUUCUCUUUCCAUUGCUUAAUCAUUACAGGUUGAACCAUCCUGUUGAAUUGAAAAAGCGACGAAAAACUAGUCAAAGUGUGGCUGUAGAAAGCGGUGAUCCUGAAAUUGCGGUGGCCAAGGAUUACGAAUUCGCGCGUAACGAACUGGCUCAAGCACAAGAUGCCAGGUAAAAGAAGAAUGAGAAAAUUGCAAUGCUUUAGUAAUGAUAAAAAUGCAUUUGAACGAAACUAAAACACUGACUGGCUGGAGUUAAGAGCAGUCGACUAUUAUGAACUUGAAAAAGAAAUCUUGUCAAUAAAGGGUUUUUUAUAUAGCUAAAUGAUUACACCAAUAAGGAAACUCGUCUUGCCUCAUCAUUCACUUUCGUCACAUAAGGUGAUUCAGCAAUACUUGACAAACUGUAAAUCGGUAGCUUUCUAAAAAGUUGGUUAAAUUAUUCAUUCGAAGCCGGGCAUUGUAGUUUAUAUGCAAUCAAAAUGACCGAACCUUUUUGUUAUUCUUUUAGAUUGGGGUUUAAGGUAUCUGCCUUCAGCAUAAAUGUUCGUUGGGGGUGAGGUUGAGGCUAGCCCAUCCUUGCUUGUCAAGGGCUGUCAACCUUAACGCCCCGACAAUUAUAAUUAUCGUUCCGUAUUUUUCACUGCAGACUUCGGGCUGAACUGGAAGAAGCCAGGGAAGAAGCACGAAUCAAAGCUCAGGAAGAGAUAGUGAUCAGAAUACAGGAAGCCAAGGUUAGAAGUUAUUGCCGUAUCAUUAAACUCAUUAACCAGAAAUCUCUGCCUCCUAAAUGAGGAUUUCCACUUAAUGUUUAAAUCCAAGCAGAAUGUAUUGGGAGCGGAGUCUUAGCAAUAAAGACAUAGUUUUUUUUUUCAUAUCACUUUUGGUUUUUUUGUUUGUACACAGGAUGCCGCCCAACAAGAAUUGAAUGAACAAAAACAGCAAUAUGAAGAAAAAGUCACACAUCUACAUGAAGCUAUGGUAUUAGAGGCUUUUGUCCAUUUGGAGCUGAUAAGUGUUUGUCAUAGUGGAGUGUGAAUCAAUAAAUUCAGCGAACGAUCAAUUUAUCAGUUAUUCAGCUACUGAAACAGAUCAAUCAAUAUCUUAUCGCCUGGACCGAGUUACAACAAGAUAAUUUGUCCCCUAACUUUAAAAUCUGUGGAUGAAAUUCUGUUGUGUUACCAUUCAAAUGAAACCUCUUCAGCAGCACUUUCACAUGGUACUGUUUAUUUAGUAUGUAGUUCUAACUUUUGAGUCUGUGGAUGAAAUCCAAGGGUGUUGCCAUUCAAAUGAAACCUCUUCAGCGGUACUUUCGUAUGCUACCAUUUAUUUAGUAUGUUUUUCUAACUUUGAAAUCUGUGGAUGAAAUCCUGUAGUGUUGGUAUUUAAGUGAAACCUUUCUGGCAGAACUUUGGCAAACGAAUAAUCUUUUGUUAGGAUUUUACAGAAAGAAGUUUGAUUGGCUGAAAGGGUUAAUUAACCUUGUCAAGUAGGCUUUGCUUCAUACAGUCCAGUUUAGAACGGAUCCACCGCCAGCAUGUUUGUCAAACGACAUCCAACAUCGUUAGGUGGUGUUGGAUACGGCCUAAACGUUUUAGCUCAUUAAAACCUGAUCUAACAUUAUCUAACAAAAUCCUACACCGCCCAAGAAGGAGUUCAAACGAACGCAAAAUGGGGGCGCUACGUUCACUUACAUCACACAUAUGAUUGAUCCUAUAAUACCGCUGGAAGGCUUCAAUUAAAGAAAGAGCAAUUUCCUUAGGAAUUCCUCAUGUACGGACACGGGUGCUGGCAGCAGUGUUUUGAGAAAAAAAAAACGUCACUUUGAAUUGAUACCUUUUUAUGUAGUACUGUUGUAUUAAUUAGCAUUUUUUCUGUUGACAGGAAAGUCUCUCGACAGAAAAGAAAGAAGCUGAGCAGUCGAAACAAACAGCCGUGGAAAAGAUUUCAGAACUGCAAGCGCACAGGCUUGUAAGUUUGGCUUUUAAUCAUAUAACUCUUGAAUUUUUUUAAAAAGGAAAGCUCAUGCUCAAAUGCGGCUGAUCUUAUAUUUUAUGCCAUAUUUUUUCUCAGCUCUUGGAGCAAGAGAUCCUAAACAACCGGAAAAGGCUACAAAUGGAAGCACUCGCUGCCAAACAGGUCAGUCGAAAGUCUGCAGAGUUUUGAUUCUAAGACUUUGACUGGUACAGUCAAAACUUUAUGAUAGACUAUAAACAACAUGACUUUAAAAUCUGUUAGUUAGCAUCUAUAACUUUUAACAUUCAAAUUCUUUCAUUACAUUUCGCCUCACUGUUGUUGAGAACAAUCCUGUGAUUAAAGUACUUAAAAGCUGAGAUGUGAUUUUCACUUUCUUGGUUUGGACAAGAGAUCAUAACAAGAAGCAUGUGUGCGACGCAUUUUAGACGUUAAUUCCAUAUGGAGCAGUUUGUUUCGUAAAAUUAAAAGUGUUUUUAAAUUCUGUACAGGCUUUGGAGGAAACGAAAAUGAACCAAGUUCGGAUUAUCUCUGAGUUGGAAAAAGAAAAGAAGAAAAUGCAAGAAGAUGUAUCGAAACUUAAGGAAGCUAAGGUAACGUAUUUCACAUAGGCUGUCGAUCUGUUUUUCCUUUGAAGUCUUCAGCGAACCUUCUCGAACACUGUAAGAUUGUUGUUCUUGUUUACAUUUUUUCAGCAAAACCGCGUAAAGAUAAGGGAGGAGUUCCGGGCCUCUUUUAACAACAUUGGAAGGAAAAAUUCCUUAGCAGGUAGGGUUCUAAUCUCAUUUUCUAAUUUGAGUUACAAUCGUCUUGAUGUGUAGAACUCCUUUCUAGGCUACUGCUAAUAAUAACAAUAAUUCCGUUAUUUACCCUCGGCAGUAUUUAUAGCACUAAUGUUAGUGGUGCCGAACAAAUGCCUGAAACAAAUAAUUUGAAGGAUCCAGAGGCAAACCAGCGGGAUCAGUUUACAAGCAUGGCCGAGGAUUUGAGCUCGGAACUACCGAGAACAAAUCCAGCUAGCGGUCAGAGCGGGACUUGGACACGGAGCCUCCGAAUUACAAGUCCGACGCUCUAACCACUCGGCCACGCUGCCUCCUGCUGUGUUGUCUAGUCGAACUUCCUUUUAAAGGUAGGCCCCUGUCCUUCGUAGGGGGGCUUAGGAUGAAGGGAGAUAGAGAGAAAAAAGGAAGUGGAAAGAAAAAGGAAGAGAAGGCUCAAUUUCGAUUGUUUUGUUAAUUCUGGUCUUUAAAUCGAUAAUAGGGUGAGGACUGAGGGCUCAUUUCCCGACCAGCGGCUUGUAAUCGACCCUAUGCUCAUAGUGGUCUUAUUAGUAAUAAUUAAUAAUAAUAAUAAUAAUAAUAAUAAUAAUAAUAAUAAUAAUAAUAAUAAUAAUAAUAAUAAUAAUAAUAAUAAUUCCGUUAUUUACCCUCGGCAGUAUUUAUAGCGCUAAUGCUAGUGGGCCGAGCAAAUGCUUGAAACAAGUGAUUCAAAUUGAACUUAACAGGGUUAAGAAUCCAACUGACCGGAGGCAAACCAGCUAGCUAUUCACAAGCAUGGUCGAGGAUUUGAACUCGGGACUACCGUGAACAAAUCCAGCUAGCGGUCAGUGCGAGACUUGAACUCGGGGCCUCCGAGUUGCAAAUCCAGCGCUCUAACCGCUCGGCCUACGCUGCCUCUUACACGGCUGCCUCCUAGUACCCUAUCAACUUCUCCUUUAUCGCUACACCUUGUUGUUGUUGUUUUUUAACUCGCUGGAAAAACAACCAGUAAAAAGCGUCUUGUGUAUGAUGCGUCGGCUUUCAACGAGCGUCACUGUUGUAGAAUGAAGUUAACUCACUUAAAUAACGGUUUUAUAUAAGAAAUGUAGAAGAUUUUUUCAAUUUGCAGAUGAUCCGAACAAAAGGGAGCUGUUGCGUAUCACAAUGUCGUUAAGGGAGGCGAACAAGAUUAGCCAGAGUUUAGGAAAGCCCAUUGUAAGUUUAAAGUUAGUAUAUUUCAUAAUUUGGCACCUUUUUUUACGUUAUGUCCAAAUCCAGGGUUCGAUAUAAUUCAAAUUUACUGGCGGUUAAUUAGCGAUAUUCAUUAAGGAUCAUCUUUUUUUGCAGACGUUUAGUCGGGACGAUGUCUUUGUUGACGGCAAGGUAAUCAGCAUUUUACAUAUUUCACUAUUUCAGCACUUUUUAUGGGCCCAUUUUAGUGAUUUUCACAGUAACGUUUACGUGGUUGACUGACCGAGCAUUCCAUCUACAAAAUCAUUCAAUUGUUUUAUUAAUCGCAACCGUAACAUUAGACUCGUCAUACUGAAACUGUGAUCGAUGACGCAUGAACGUAAGUUUGUUUUUCCUUUUUGAUAGUCGGAAUUGAAGAUUCGUUUAAACAACACGAAGAAGGGCCUGACAACGCUAUGGUCACUUGAGAAGUUUGAAAGCAGUAUGGAGCAGAUGAGGGAAUUGUAUCAGGUAUGAGACGCUCAUCUUCUUUAAGGGAGAUAUAUGUGCGUCCGUCCAUCAGCGCUGAUUUGACUGGAUGUUUCCUCUUCCUUUCCUCUCAACAGCAACGAGACAAUGACAGUGUGUCGGGAGAGUCUGGAGACGAGUUUGAUCCCUUCAACGAUCCGGAUGAUAAAUGGGAGAAAGACUUUAAACUGGACUCUCCAAGUAACAGGUUUGCGAUUCACAUGUUAUUUAGUUUUGUACCCCUUUAUAUUUAGAUUUAGCGUGUAUUUUUAGAAAUUUAAGAACCCAUCACAGUCACAGGACAACCAGUAGCUGCAGUUAACCCUUCCGGACAAGACGAUGCUGCAAACCGUUUUCCAAUCUAAGUCAUUCAUUGCUGCUAUCUUUGUUACUUCACAGACGUAUUUCAUCUUUGAGCAGCUCCGGUCUGUCAUCUCGUACCAGAUCAUCAACAGGCAGUAAACCGCAAGGUACGUCAUGAAAUACAUACUCAAAUGUCGUGUAAAUGUAUGUCUUUGUCUCGCAGUGAGAGACAAAGUAUUGAAAUAAGUAGGUUGUCUACAUCUACAGAGUCCGGCCCUCACCCAGCAUCAACCAAACGAGACGUGACAUUUUUACGGGCGAAAUCUUUGCAUGGAAAGAUUAUGACAAGAAGGGAAAAACUCUUGGACUGACUUACUCAACACCGUAAAUCCUAGAUUAUGUAAAAAUAUUAGAAUAGGUGAUACUUCAAUUUUGAUACUUAGAUUGUUUGAAUUCUGCGUGGUAUUUAUAACUUUCCAUGGCUGCAGAUGGCAACCAUGAAGUGGAUUGAAGCUUAAUAUAAUUAGUUAUAUGUUUCAGAAGGACUUUAGUGGCUGUAAAUUGUUUGGUUUCAGCACUGGAAGUAGUUUACGUUAUAUACCUUGUCGUGAUUUUCAAAUAGCGUUUUGUUUUUUAAAAAAGUAUUUGACGAUCAUUGUAGCACAGCGUUUAUCGAAAACAAAUUACUCGUAGAAACAGCCCUUUUGAUGGUUGAUGACUAUCGAAAUAAAAUAUGAUACGUUUAAGCCACCAUAAAACAAACUUUUUUAUUGUUCGUAGGAUUUAACACCGACAAAGCGGAGAGCAUAUUUGCCAAGUAUCGUAACCAGCAAAACCAGAGCCCGUCCUCUGACGCACCCGAGGUACCUUCAGCGGAGACAGGGACAUUAUCUGAGAGGCCUGCUGAAGUGUUAUCAAGUAGACCCCCUAAAGCUCCUUCAAGUAGGCGACGUAAGCACCAUAUUUCCUGUCGUUCCUUCUUAACUUAACCUGGCAAUCUGCUGACCAUACAAGUAUUCCAAGUAGUUAAGAGAUAUCACCCCUGCUUUAGCCUCGAAUCCAAGCUACAUUGUAAUUCCAUGUCACUGCCGAAAAGAAAUGGUGAUCGGUUAGCUCGGGCUUUGAACUUAAACCCAAUGUUUGAAAAAACUACUACAGAGGGACAGUAUACCAUUGGACUUGCUCUGUUUAUGAACAUGACCAAGGGCUUUAACAGUUGUUGCGUUUUUCUUUUUUCUGGGGCUACAUAUUUCUCGAUACCUUAGAGAGAUAAAGUUUAUUUUCAUGAACCGGAAAUCUGUGCAGUUUUACGUCUUCAAUACUCAUCAGAAAGAUACGAAGAAGUACUUUUGCACUUACUAAGAGUUGGAAAUGUUAUGUAUUUAAUUCUAGAGAGCGUAACACGACGAUCAGGCCCGUCUGUGCCAAUGCUGUGUAGAGAGUCAGUGAAGAAUUACGUGGAAUCGUUAAAAGGUAUAGUGUUCUCUAAAACAACCGCCAAAGCUGCCUUUCAAUCUAAACAUUGCGGCUAUUUCAGUUCGCUCUUAUGUGUUAUUUGUUUUAACUGAAUUGAUUUAUCCAAUAAGACACCUUCAAGAUAAGCACUAAAAAAUGAAUAAAUGAUAAUUCAGAAGUGGCACAUUUACAAAGUGAUUCUUCGUGGACCGUUUCCGAAAGAACUGGAAUUACGAAAUGUUGGUUUUGAGGAAAUGGCAAGAACGGUAUACCCAGAAAAAAAACAUCUCGGAGCAAGAGCGAAAACCAACAACAAACUCGUGUAAGGUAUGGCGUCACUUCCGGGAUUCGAACCCAGGCCAUAUUUGUGGGAGGCGAGUGCUCUCACCACUGAACCCUUAGCGUUCCUUGGUUCUUCUUUUACCUCGCAAAGCUUGCUAUUUGGUGAUGUCGCUUCUUAAUUGCCAGUCUAAGCUUAACCUGGGGAAAAACCUUUUGUGCAGUCGGUUACAGGCACUUUUGGAAUGUAUGUGUGUGUGUUUUUUAAUUGCAGAGCUGUCAGAUCCCUUUAAUGAGCCAUUGUUUGAGAAAGUUUUAAGAAGCGUAAAAGAUCUAAAAACCAGCGUAACGGCAAUCAGGAAAACCCUUCAAAACAAAACGGCUGGCGGUACAGAAGGUAAGAAUACUUAAUAAUCCAACUAGGAAUUCUCUUGUCGUUAAGAAAACAAUUCUCGUGAUUAAAAACCCCCUCAAUUUCAAAAUGAGGCCAGGUGCAAAACAGUUCUUGUGAAAUGGGGUUUAUUUGCGCCGAGAAUAAAAAUUCAGUGUCAAAGACUUUGCUCUUAACCAGGGCAACUCGCAAGUGGCCUGUAGGCCAUCUCCGAGUUUCAAAAACCCUCACUUUCAAAACGAGGCCAAGUGCCUCUGUUGAGUUUAAUUUGCUCGAGAAUGAAAAAUCAUGUUCAUUUCACUGGCUUCUUACUUAGCCCACUUUGAAACAGAAGCUUUCGCAACUGGGAAGUGGCCAAUUUUUUCACUCGCAUUCUGUGUUUUGAUAAGUAAAGACAGACAUGAAAUUUUAAUCUCGACAGCACUUGUUGUUGCUACAGAUACCAUAUCCUUGCUUUUAACUUUACCUUCCCUUGCAGAUAUACCGAAGGAAGCUCAUCAGUGUUGUCUGUCUGCCACCUUUAGCUUGCAAUUGCUAAUCGAACAAGCGCGGAUAUGGGGAACCUUAGAAAAUCAAAAUAACCAGUUUAAAGACCUCGGUUGUCUAAUGGUUGAUACUGUGAAGCGCCUGGCUAACUGCGUCACCGCCAUUAUCGAGGUAUGUGUUGAGGCAAACUGUUUCUGAAGACGUUUGUAGAGUAUGAAGACAGAUUACCCACCCGCUUUUUUUUUGACAACUUGUUCUCAGGGGGAUUUUAUCUUUUGCUUAAUUAAUUAAUAGGUUUUCAUCGUCAUCUAUUGAAGAUUAAUAAUACCCCUAGUUUUGUAGCUUCAAGCGCUCCUAAUGGGUUUGGGGAGAAAGAAGGGAAGUUUCGCUUCUCUCUUCCUCCUUUUCCCCCAAAAGGACUGAUACUCAGGCCCCUAGUUUUGUUGCCGAGAAUACAUUGUUUGUUCUCCGAAAUUCAUAAUAGUUUUUUUCGUCAGCGGAUCUAUUUUGGAUAGAAACGUAUUGAGACGGAUUGCGUGAUUAAACGCGCUCGCUAGAUUUAAAAAGAAAGUAAUCAUUAUGUGAUGUGAACUCGUUAAGUUGUGAGAGAUUCAACUUUUGGUUCCUGUUAGUUUCGAACGCCAAAUCAUUUUUUUCUUGCUCGUAGGGGGUUUAAGAGCAAUAAGCGUUUGUAUUUAAAUUGAAGCUCUUAACUUAAAAAACAAUAAGUAUCCGUGGCUUUACUGAUACCUUCGUUUAUUUGUUGUGGCCGCUGUAUUUUGUUUUUACUGAUGUAGACUCUUGAAGGCUCCAAUUCAGACAUGGACGAGCUUUUCACGGACUUUGGUGAAGACGUAAAGCACUUAGUACGUCACAUAGCUAAGAUGGCGGUUGUCUCAUCGCAAGAGGAACAACUGUCGACUGGAGAUACUCUUAACUCGGUAGGUCUAUUUAUUCACACACUUGACCGAUAUUUCCACGAUUUAUUGUUCGGGUGUAGCCAGUUGGUCGCUUUUGUCAUAACCGAUUCGUGUGAUGCAUUCCAAGGCUGAGUAUGGUGACCAACUGAUUCAAGUCACAAACAUUGAUGGAAUCUGUGGCUGUUCAAUCAACUAAGUCAUAUUAAUAAUUUAUUGUAGUUAAGCUUCAUAGUAAGUUGUGGAUUAAAAAUAUUACGGUAUGAUUAUUCACAUAAAAUACAAGCUAUGGUGGUUAUUCUAACAUUUGAGUCUUUAUAGAACAAAAUACAGUAUGUGACCGUAUUGUUUUGCUUUGAGUUGUGAAUGUGGUUAUAUAUUUCAUUGAAAAAAGAGAUAAUCCAGAUAAAUAGAACGAAUUCGAAUUGUAUAUGGGUUGUUUGUUUUAGACGGACGAUGACAUCGAGCUAAACAAAGCUUUCGUGGAGGGGCAAGAUAUGUCCAUGGAAAUAUCUGUACGCGACUCCAUUUCCGCCAUCUCAGAAAUACAAGAACACCUACAAACGGACACUUUAGAAUCCUUUAGUACUGGGGUGCGUAGCAAACCAGAUUUUCUGGUCUUGUAGUGUUUCAUUUCGUUUUUUGUUGUUCUUACUUCCCUUAAUGACUGUAGAAACUAGUGCAUUAGCACAGAUUUCGCACGUUUGUAGCUCAAGGUCUGGCUUAACUGCCUUACCACCUGCCUUUCCACCCUUCUAUUUGCAUGGGCCUAUCUAACUAGGAGAUCCUAAUCCAACGUUAACACUAACUUCUCACUAAGGGCAAAAUGUUGGGCUAGGGGAGGAGUGGGUGGAUAGUUUCCCAGAAUCUUAAACCUACCCUUCAAUCCUCCUACCCAUCUAUAAUGUACGCACUUCCAUUCUAUUCCUUGGUCCUUUCCUGCGAACCACCUAACUACAUUCGGGUCCCUCUCUCUUACUGCCCACCUGCCUAUCUCCAUACGCUUACCUACUCAACACACCCACUACACACUCCUCCCCUCCAUGUCAUUCCGUAUCACUUUUCUACCACUGUAUAUCUACCUAACCUGUUUACUUGAUUGUCACUGAACAUGCUUUUGCAAGCUUUUUCUCCAAAAUAACGAUAACACAAGAGCUUUUCCAUCACCGUUUCUGCUUUUUUGCAUUUGUUUAUUAAGCUUACUCUUUUUAAUUUUUUGUAAAAGAAAUAAGUCUCAUGAACUUGACUUGACUUCACACGUUUUCCUUUUUUAAGGUUGAGCGAGAAAUUUCCGACAAUGUCCUCGACCUUGUACGAACCACUGGAGAUUUUAUUCAUCAAAGUCGUGAAGUACAGGUAAGAGACCAGCUAUUAUUCUGGUAGCUUUCCUAACGUCGGUUCUUUCUCGAAAAUCUUCGAAUUUUUGGAAAGUGACGUCAGUAUCGGGCGAUAGAUAGAUAGAUCUAGCGAUAUAACCUCUUCUAUUAAUUGGCGUUAUAUUUGUCGAAGUUUUGAUAUUGUUGUCGUUUAUUUACAGAUGCAGCUUAUUUCUACUUCAAGUGAAAACAGCAGAAAAAAGGAAUCAGGAAGAAGUCGAUUAAAUUCUGUGAAGAAUUUCGUGAGCAGUGUAAACACGCUGCUGCAAAAAACAAGAGAUUUGGCGUCGAAUGUGCGUCAAGCAUGCGAAGAUAUGGACCUUGAAAAACUUGUUUCGUUACCUGAAGAAAUAUCAACAUCGGCGACAAAUAUUGUGCGGCAGAAAAGUGCUUUUAUUGAGGCUGGGUACUCAGCUGCGGUUGGGAGUAAUCAGAACAUUUUGGACGAAAUGGAAUAUUUAGAAAAGAAAUGUAACGAUGUUGAAUUAGCAGCAGGUGAUUUGAGACGAACAUUAACAAGAUUUCUAUUUCUCAGUCCACCAAAGUCCUUGCAGAAAAAACACACAUGUAGAGUUUUAGGGACUGGAGACGAGCUUUCAAAAGAUGUAACCAGGACUCCUCUGUCAGCUCGACAAGAAACGAGAAGUGUACGGAAACUUUGGAGCAAAGAAUCGCCAAUUUGAAAAGAAAAUUUUACAAAAAUGUGUGUAAUACAUAUAGGUAGCUAUUUUUUUUGUGAUAAGUUUUGUUGUUUUUGUGUGUUUUGCUCUUUGAUCAAUCCUGUGUGUCCCGUCUUUCUUUGUCGCAUCAAAUGCGAUUUAAAAACUAACUCAAGAUAAGAGAAAUUCAAAGUCUUCCCAGUCUUUUAUGGCGGCCGGGCUGUAAGUUGAUUGUGUCAUUGGCCUUUUUCAUAGUGGCGGACUAUUAAUAUAUUCUUUUAUAAGUAUGAUAAUGAAUAAGCCAACAUGUGCAAAAUGGAAAAGAAUUCUUACUUUCAAACGAGACCAGAAACGCUCAUUUAUAUACAUAUGAAAGAAUAAAUAUGGGCCACCAUUAUUGAAGAGGUCUAUGGGUGAAUACGUCAUUAUAGCUCCCAAUACAUGACGCAUAUACCUUGUCUUAGCGUUUACCCGCUGGCUAAGAUGAUUGCAGACUCCAAUUGCGAGAGAAGUAGUUGAAAAACCAAAGUUUAUGCUAUUCCUCGCCUUAAUUAAAGGCGUUCCUACAAGCCCACUAGCGGCUGAGCCGUCCUAUGGAGAUUCCCAACAGAUUUGUAAUGUAAGGUCGAACUCCCUCUCAGAAAAGCCUCUUUAUUACGGAC